CUUCCUGGAAUCCAAGUACAAUCCUAAACAGGUUCGAGAUAAAUUUUCUUUUAUAAAUAUAAAUUAUAUAUAAUAAAAUAUUGAAAAAUUAUAGUCAUAAAUUUAAACAGCUUUAUUAAUCUGAAUCUGCAAUUUCAUGAAAAAUAAUGAAAAUAACAACAAAAGAACAAAUAAUAAAAUAUCUUUUUACAUCCCUAGAUAUCCCUUCUCCUCUCGUUUCUGUCUCUCCAAUUCGCUAGACAUUAGCUUCUUGGGUUUGGGUCUGUUAUUUGUACUUUCAACGGUCAUAACUCUAAAGAGAGGAUAAAACCUCUCUGCAAAACAUUUCGCUUUAAACCCUAAACCUAACUUCCAAUAUAAUGUCCUAUGCUUUGCAAUUACCUGCCCCUACGUUUGUUGUUGAAUACUCAACGAAAUUAAGGAGAACGAGAGCUCGCAAUUUACAGACUCUCUGCUCAUCUUCUUCAUCUUCUGCUGAGCAAUCCAAUUCUGGAGAAGGGGAACCAGAAGAAGAUUCUGAAAACAGAAGAGGUGAAGGUCAGCAGCAUGUGAUUUUAGUGGAAAGAUAUGGAAAUGGCACUUCAAAGAGGUACAUACUUGAUGAUAAAUUGCAAUUAAGAACUUCCCUUAAGGAACACGGGUCUGAAACUAAUGGAUUCCAAGGCUCACAUAUUUCAGAUAUUCCUGAUAUCAUCAAAGAUUUUAUUUUACCUGCGGGCUUCCCAGGGUCAGUUUCAGAUGAUUACCUGGAAUACAUGUUGUUACAAUUUCCAACAAAUGUUACUGGAUGGAUUUGUCAUACAUUGGUCACAACAAGUCUCUUAAAGGCUGUUGGUGUGGGCUCUUUCUCUGGAACUACUGCUGCCGCUUCUGCUGCUGCUUCUGCUGCUGCCAUCAGAUGGGUGUCAAAGGAUGGCAUUGGUGCUGUAGGACGCUUCAUCAUCGGUGGGCGAUUUGGCAAUAUUUUUGAUGAUGACCCAAAACAAUGGCGCAUGUAUGCAGACUUCAUUGGCAGUGCAGGAAGCAUCUUUGAUCUCUGUACACCAUUAUAUCCUUCCUAUUUCCUUCCACUGGCAUCACUUGGAAAUCUCACCAAGGCUGUGGCAAGGGGACUGAAAGAUCCGUCAUUUCGUGUGAUUCAAAACCAUUUUGCAAUCUCGGGAAAUCUGGGAGAAGUAGCAGCAAAGGAGGAAGUUUGGGAAGUAGCUGCUCAACUACUUGGCCUUGCUCUGGGUGUAUUGAUACUGGCUACACCUGGCAUUGUAGCAUCAUAUCCAUUGUUAGCAUUGACAUGGAUGACCAUGCGGCUAGGGCACCUCUGGUUACGCUAUCAAUCUCUUUCAGUUCUCCAAUUUAACACUAUAAACCUAACGCGUGCUCGUAUGCUGGUAAAAUCACAUGUUUUAAACUCUACUGUUCCAGGAUGUCUUGAUUGCAAUAGAAUGGAAAAUAUAUUAUCAUGGCAAAAAUUCUUAGUACCACGGAUCAUUUUUGGUGUGUCAUUGGAAGAGAUAUUUUCUAGGGAGAGAUCCAUCUCAAUGGUGAAGGGCCUUCUCAGAUUAUAUGCAAAGGAGAAAUAUGUUCUUGUGGUGAACCAGCAGCAAAAAAUGGACUUUGAGGUCUUCGUGUGUUUCAAGGUAGGAGCUACAAGUGUGUCGGUUUUGCGAAGCGUAUGGCAGACUUAUUGGCUCCAUCAUAAUUGGCUCAGUAACGCUGAUGCCUUUGAUCAGCUUCAGAAAAGUUUAAUGGAAUUGGAAGAUGGGUUCCAAAAUUUCAUGCAACUACUGGAAGGAGCCGGAUGGGAUACAGAUCAAAUUAACCUGAAGGUCCCCAGGGAGCUUUCCAUUGAGGAAAUUGGUACUGUAUGAUCAUGGCCUUAUUCAAUGUCAUGGUUGAUAUGAUCCUAUAACGCCCUAAAGUUCCUCUAAAAUAUGGUCUAUCAACCAAGAGAACCACGCAAGUGUUGCAUCCUUUGCCGGAAUUGGUUGCUGGUCCGGCUGAGGGGAUGUGCUGACACACCAGUUCCAUCUGUUAUUGAAGAGGGAAACCUGUGGUGGUUGGUGGACUGUUUGGUUGCAGGAAGUUCUGACUGGAAUCCCUUCACCCAAAGAUUGCUGGUGGAGGAAAGGGCUUAGUUCACGUCCAUAUUACCCAUAACAUAAGUAUUUUUAUUUAUAUUCAAAGAUUUGACUUCUGAUAGAAGUUCUUUACAUUUAUUAUUAUUAUUAUUAUUUUCUAAGUCCCUACCCUUCUUGUUU
Cornus florida is the source of this 2258-nucleotide messenger RNA. Its product is annotated as protein root UVB sensitive 5. The record is from RefSeq and is a predicted model, not a curated record. The coding region runs from base 360 to 1868 and encodes 502 amino acids. Lineage: Eukaryota; Viridiplantae; Streptophyta; Magnoliopsida; Cornales; Cornaceae. The transcript has 15 exons.